CAGGUGUGGGAGGCUGGGGUGGGGCUGAUCGGGGAGAUCUCUCCACCGCUCAGAAGCAGCCACUCUUGCUUGUGAGGAGAAGCCCUGUGAGGUCGCUGCUCAUCUGCCAGCUCCCACCCUGUUGGCCCUGCCACAUACACAGAGACCAUGGGGACUCUCGCGGGACACCUGUUGCCAGGGAUUUGCUUCCUCUUCUUCUCACUCUACUACUCCGUGCUGGUGUCCUUGGCCCUGCUACGGGGACAGAGGUUUCUCAAGCUCCCUCUGCCCCCGAAGGAGAAGAGAGGACACAGGUGGCAGCCGGUCCCUGUGGAAGGAGUGGUGAAGGUCGUCAUCAGCCUGGCUGGCAUCUUGGCCGAGUUCUUCUACCCACCAGGAGUCAACCGGAUGAAGAUAGUAAACUGGGAGGACCCUCGGCGGCCGUUCGUGUUCUCCAACAACUGGCAUCAUAUCACCAUGUACGGGUUCUUCAUGCUCAGCGGUGCGGUGGACAUUGUGAGCCAGUCGUGCCAGGCACGGCAGAGUAUGAAGCUGGAGCGGGCGGCCGAGGCCCUGGCCUUCUGCGUCCUGGCACUGCUGAUGAUGGCACACAUUGAGAACAAGAGCGCCCUGGAGAUCCGUGUGCACGUCCUGUUCAUUGUGCCCACCUUCCUGGUCAGCCUGGUGCUCACCAUCGAGGUCUGGGUCCCGGACCAGCCCCAACUCUGGGUGCUCAAGACCUGGUUGGGGCUGGUGUUGAGCACCUGGAUGCUGCAGCUCUGCCUGGUGAUGUACAUCCCUCCCUCCGGGCAGUCCUGGCGAUCAGAAAACCACGAGGACCUCGCUUUCCUCACCAUCUUCUUCUGCUGGCACCUGGGCUUAGGGGCAGCCAUACUGGCCACUGUCUAUGGCAUCUGCAGCCUCUGGCAUCAUCACUGCCCCUCCUGGACAGAGGCCUCAGGUGCCAAAUACCAGCCAUGCCCCACAGGCUACAGCAGUGACGAGCUGGAGAAACUCAGGGCAGGGGCCGAGCAGCAAGAUGGCGGUGUCUAGGAUUAGGACCCGUCUUUGUGCUGGCCUUUUGUCAUGAAAGUGUUGGAGAUGCCCAUUGUGUGCACAGCAUGGAAAUGCCCUGGGGUCUACAAUGUGGCUCUCCAUCACAGGACUCAUCUUCCUUGUUCCUAAAUAAACCUUCCAGCUCCUAGGAGUGCUUCCCUGUCCUCUCCAGGUCUGCCUCUUCCCUGUCUCACUACUCAGGAUGGUUCCUGGCCGUGGACUUCCAUGAAGUGAGAACAAGGAGCAGUGCUUUUCUCUGACAGCUUUUGGGAUCCAAGAGGAGAAAAUGAAAUGAGGAAAUAGAGGGAGGUGGGGUGUUGCUGGGGGCUCAGAGAGAGUUCUCUCCAGAUAUCUGAGGCAAGGCUGACUGUGUGUGUGUGUGUGUGUGUGUGUGUGUGUGUGUGUGUACAGCUGAAGGGCUGCAAUGUGUGACAGAGAGGGGUCCAUUUUUGCAGAAUGGUGAGGUCUUCUGUUUUCUUCAUUUUUCUGUUUUUUAUUCACACUAUGUGUAGCAGGAUGAAGAACUUGUGCUGUUGUUGUUUUGUUUAAUCUCAACUAAAUGGGGCUACUUCUACCUUCUAAGGGACUAAGGGAUGAGUGGGAAGGGGUAGCAACCAAUUUAGCAGAGGCUCAUGUCUGGGGAGAAAGGAGGCAAGAGAGAAAUUCCCAAAAGUGGUUGUGAGAAAUGAGAAUGAUAUUUACAUCAUUUUAACUUGUUUGGUUUUUGCUCUAAUAUAAAAAAAACUCCAUUGUUCCAACUUGUUCAGUAAAGUCUAUGAUACC
Messenger RNA from Eptesicus fuscus (big brown bat), 1818 nucleotides. Its product is annotated as transmembrane epididymal protein 1A-like. Bases 148 to 1032 code for a protein of 294 amino acids. Lineage: Eukaryota; Metazoa; Chordata; Mammalia; Chiroptera; Vespertilionidae. The record is from RefSeq and is a predicted model, not a curated record. The transcript has a single exon.